This is a messenger RNA of Penicillium lagena, 930 nucleotides long. RefSeq lists its product as uncharacterized. The transcript is spliced from 2 exons. NCBI's taxonomy places the organism in Eukaryota, Fungi, Ascomycota, Eurotiomycetes, Eurotiales, Aspergillaceae. Bases 1 to 930 code for a protein of 309 amino acids. The record is from RefSeq and is a predicted model, not a curated record.
AUGACUUACAAAGUCGACUUGGGUCGCAGUCUCUUCUGCACGAUCGAUUCUAGUCUCCGUCUCCAUCUGGCAGCCUCGGCCCAGUUACGUUUACCACCAACUCAUCGAAGCUCUGACAUUCCUUUCGACACGAGUCAAUGGCUAGCCUAUGACGAUAUUUGGGUGCUACCAGGCCCGCAGCUGGAGUUUUCUUGUCAUAUUAACGCCGACCCGGUUCUUGAGGGUGCGAUCAUUGGGUUGAGCUCACUGUUGAGGGACAAGCUUUGUGAGUCGAAGAUUUGGUCGAGUCUCGGAUACACUGCGAUGCUCAAGGAUGGCACCUCUGUCACGAAUCCGGAUAUGUACCGGGAUCGGUGCCUUGUGUUCGGUUUGUGCAAGAAGGACGAGACCUCUCCCUUGCGGAAACGCUGGACCUUACCCGAUGCAAUAAAGAAUCCCGUGGAUGCCCAUCCUCCGGUGGGCGUUCGUACGGUGUACUUAACUUCGGUCGACAUCUUCCUGGACUACAGUUACUGCGCGGAGCAUUCGCCUCGACAAGAAUGGCAAUAUACCUUCGCAGCACGGGCUCAGACACAGUUUUAUUCUGUGAUUCCAGCUCCAUUUUCCCGAUACCCCUACCGUUCAGAUUUCGAACCACAAAGCCCUUCCAUGCCUGGAUACACCGUUGACAGUCCGUUGUCGAGCCAAUCGAGCCAUUCCUCUUUCUCACAGACAAGCCACAGCCCGCGAACCGACUAUACCACCAUCCGAAAAUCACAAGAACUUCUCCGUUUAUUCGAUUUCGGGCUCCAGAGAUUAAUUCUCUCGGGAUUCGUCAAAGAUCCUCAAGUCCUGGUGUCAGGGCAAGAAACCUUGCACACCCUAUCAGGGAUAGCGCCUGCAGUCUUCAAUAGGGGAUACCGUGAGGUAAGGGUCUUUUUCUCAAUUUAA